AUGCCCGUUAAAUUUCGCGAGACUCUCGCCUCUCUCAUGGAAGACGAGCCAUGUCUCUGGGAUCGCACCCGCAAUGUGUAUCACAUGAGAGACAAAAAGGCGGACGCAUGGGAUCGUAUCUUGAACAAAUUAAUACAGCUCGGAUAUACUUACGAUCGUAAAGUCCGUAUUUCCAAUCUCCACUAUAGCGAUGAAGAUGACGAUAUCGAUAUCCUCAGUGAUGAAAACGGUUGGAACAGCUAUCUUCGAAGUUCCUGCAAAAGCCUGUAUCAAUUAUCCAGAUCCACUGCCGCCAGAACAUUUCGAAGAAGUAACAACGUCGCGAACUCUUCUGAGGGUGACACCGGCAAGAAACGUGGGAAGUUUAGAAAAGAGACAAGUGGUCGAGAAAACCAAAUGACCAAAAAGGCCCGUCUUGAAGAUGGCAUAUCCGCUGUGCAAGAAGCUGCGGAUGCAGUGAAAAGUCAUUGGAGGCGAUCAGUUCACCAACCAACAGAUACAGGCACAUCGGAGAUUUUGUUUCCGGUACGCCAUCACGGAUGA
This is a messenger RNA of Cylicocyclus nassatus, 543 nucleotides long. NCBI's taxonomy places the organism in Eukaryota, Metazoa, Nematoda, Chromadorea, Rhabditida, Strongylidae. The record is from the annotation of a GenBank genome assembly.